CCUAGAGGUUCUCUAAUCUUAUGUUAUCCAUAUGCACCUAUGCAAGUUUGUCUGGAUAGGCCCUUAAAAGCGUUCCAUGUUCCAUGAAAAACGGUAGCUCUUCUCAGGCUUCUCUUUGGUACUAGUGUAAUUAUGAAAAAAAGAAAAAAAUAAGUAUCAGUGUAACUAUGGAGAAUGAAGAAGUAAUACAAUUGCGCAAGCUAAAAGAAAAACUUUUAAAAAAAGCGAUUCAGUUAAAAGACAAACUAAAAGAUCAAGAAGAUAAACACCAGUCAUUAAUUAAUAUCACACUACCUUCUGAUAAUGAAGAUCAUAAAUCAUCGAAACCACAAUCCAUCAAAUACAAGACCAAAUUAUGUGAGAUUGCGGGUCAAGUGAUGGGAAUAACAUUUAAAGACAUCAAUAAAAAAUGGUUACAUAACAAUACUUUUAUUUAUACAGCUAAAGUAAUAACAAAAACCUUUUCCUUCAAUCUUGAAUUAACAGUAGUUUUCGCAGACACACACACAUUGCAUUUAGAUUAUUUUAAAAUCGACAACAUAAUGUGUUAUUUUACAAACAUUGAUGAUUGUUAUAUGCUUGAAAUAUCUCCUUGGUUUGAAAAGAUUACAAACAUAAAAAAUUUUCCUCUUCUUAUAUCUGCACUUUCUGAUUACAUUGCAAAUAACAAUCUUAGAUCUAAGAUUCUGAAUAGUUUAAAAUCAAGGAAAUAUGCAACUGUACAACAAUAUACUCAGGAAAAUGGAGGCAUAUUAGUAUAUAUACACUCAUCUAUGAAAACAGAAGAAAAUUAUUUAAUAUUCCAGUGGACAAUGAAAUUUUUGGAACUAACAUGGCACAUUGAACAUUUCUUUAUAGUAAAACCCACAAAUAUUGGAAUAAAAUUUUCUGAAGAAAACCGAACUUUACUAAAACAAUUUUGCGAAAUUGGUUUGACAAAAAACAAACUUGUGGAAUUGUGGGAUAGAUUGUGCAUUGCUAUUGAUAAUUAUACUGAAGAGAUAAAUGCAUAAAAUUUAUUCCUCAAAAUUCAAUAUGCACAGAAAUACAUAGAAUAUAGAAUAAAAUAUAUAUAAAUUAAGUAUUUUA
Camponotus floridanus (Florida carpenter ant) is the source of this 1089-nucleotide messenger RNA. RefSeq lists its product as uncharacterized. The record is from RefSeq and is a predicted model, not a curated record. Lineage: Eukaryota; Metazoa; Arthropoda; Insecta; Hymenoptera; Formicidae. Bases 168 to 1013 code for a protein of 281 amino acids. The transcript is spliced from 5 exons.